Molecule: messenger RNA, 1512 nt
Organism: Mucor velutinosus
Lineage: Eukaryota; Fungi; Mucoromycota; Mucoromycetes; Mucorales; Mucoraceae
Exons: 5
Coding region: 1-1512 (503 amino acids)
Biological process (GO): regulation of gene expression
Cellular component (GO): nucleus
Molecular function (GO): protein binding
Source: RefSeq, a predicted model, not a curated record
AUGCAACAAAAUCAUUCCAUCUUAAACCCAAUCACAGUAAAUUCGAUACCGUCCACAGAGCAGCAACAUAUUCAUCACAUUCACCAGCAACAGCAACCACAGCAACAGCAGCAGCAAUCUAACACAAUUCAGUUACAAAACGAUGGGUCCGAUCGGACUCUCAUCAACCAGCAAGAGGUUGAUACAUUCUUAACACAAUGUGGUCUAUCGCAGUACUAUCAAGUCUUUAUCGAGGAAGGCUUUGACAGACCAGAAUCUUUAUUAGAAAUAACUGAAUCAGAUCUAAUUCAGAUGCAAGUAAAAAGAGGACAUCGUAGACUCCUACAAAGAGCAGUUGCAAAUGCCAAAGGAAUACCGUCCUCUGUACCAUUGAAUAUCACUCCUAUCACAAACAAGGAACUGACAGGUUAUUCACAGCAGCAACAACCGCAGUUAUCGCAGCAGCAGCAGCAGCAGCAGCAGCAGCAGCAGCAACCGCCUUUUUUACCUCAGCAUCCACAACAAUCACCACCUAUCCCUCCUCCACAUCAAUCUCAACAGCCUGGAAAGAAAAGCGUGCAACCAGCUGAAGCAGUGGACGUUUCACUACAUGCAUUAGCAGGCGCAUCUCCAAUGAACACUUCGUCUGGCUCAUCAUCAUCCGCUACUUCGUCAGCACAACCUGAAUAUUUUCCAUCGGCAGGUACGAUGACACAAAAUCAAAGCGGCAUGUCAUCAACAGAAGAAGAAGCUGUAACAAGCGACAAUGUGCAUCGUUUAUGGAAGAGAAAAUACCAUCGACAUGCCAAACCAGAUACCAACGCUCCAUUAAAACCUCCUUCAGCCUAUGUCAUGUUUUCAAACGAUGUGCGUGCUGAAUUGAAGCAGCAGAACAAGUCAUUCACUGACCUGGCAAAGAUCAUUGGCGACCGAUGGAAGAAUAUCUCACCAGAAGACAAAGAGCUGUACGAAACAAAUGCGCUGCGGGCAAGAGAAGACUAUCUCAAAAAGAUUGAAGAAUAUCAGAAAACGGAAUCGUUUAGAAAAUAUCAACAGUAUAUUUCCGAUUUCAAGGCAGAAAAUGAAGCUGCUGCUCGUCCUGUUGGCAGACCAAGAAAACGACACAGAAGGGAUGGCGAAUUAAGCGAUGGUGGCACUGCCAGUGAUUCUGCAAGGCAGGGAAGAGCCUCCUCCAUCUCAUCCCAACCAGAUGACCAACAAGCUCAACAACAAACACUAGCACAACAGCAACAGCAGCACCAACGGCAACAACAAGCAAAUAGUCAUCAUAAUAGAACACUCUCUGUUUCAUCAGAUCAAAGACAUUAUCCAUUUUAUUUGUUGAAUGAAGUUGGACUACAGCAACAACGGCAACAAACCUCACCGCAACCGCUGAAUGCAAAGGUACAGCAACAGCAACAGCAGCAACAACAGGCAUCGCCACGUAGCUCAAUUACAUCAGACCGUCCAGCGAGCACAAUCAGUGGCAGUAUAUCAUCCAACGCACCUUUGUCAGCACCAUCUAGCAAAUAA